AUGGCCUUGUUGCAACUACAAACAUGCAACUUUGACACAAAAUGCUCGUACGCGACCAGUCAGUGUAAACCAGGACUAAUUGAAGCACUAUCCGACACCCCUCACAUACAUCCAACAUAUGCACAUGGCUUCGACCCUCCUUCGCGCUCCCUCGCCCCUUCAGAUCUUCAGAUCCUAAGUAAUCCCGCCUUCCGAGUUUACAUGGCCCACCUCGCCAGCAUCCAUCCCUGCAUGCAGAGCCUUCGCAAAGAACCUCCUCCGCCCCUCCAAAGUAAUCCUCCAAAAUUUCCCUUCCACCUCAAUCCCCCAUUCCACUUCGAAAGCCUCAUCUUCCGCCUCAACUGCCUCCCCCCCACUUUACAUCUUCAUCCCUAUCCUCAUACAAACUUCCCUCUACGCUUCGGACAACACAAGCUCUGCCUCGUCACUUCCACGUCCUUCCUCCAUUGUCAGAAUCAACGUGCUGCAGCUGAGGGUGAUCAGUUUCCAAUGGAGAAAUGCCAGGGUUUCUGUGGGACUGAAUGCGUGAAAGGAGGGUGGGAUUCAAAAAGGGACUUCGAACACAACUUCUGCUCCACGCAAUACGCACAUAACGAAUCACCGGCUGGUUGUGCUUCUCAAGCCCAAUCUCAGACGGCGGACGCGAACGAUUAUGUGGAGCAUUUUCGUCAGUUAAACCGUUGCCCCUGUAUCGUGCCUGGUAUGGGCGUCGUUCCCUCUUGGGAUUCUUCGACGUCGACUUCAUCUUCGAGGGUGCCAUUCACUGCUGCUACCUUCUCCACCAUCUCUGAACACGAUCUGUACUGCCACUACGUCCCGGGUCGUCGGCAAGCGACGAUUGUACUUUCAGUGUGCUUGAAGUCCUUUGUCCCAGUCGUGCUUGAGUGGAUGGUGAACCUGCGUGAUGCUUUCAUUCUCAACAUCAGCUCAGCAGAGCUUCGGUUCUGGCUUACUGAUAUCCGCAUUUCAAUAGGUUUGAGUACGGCAUUCAGGCGUCGUCGGUCAACAAUACAUGAGCUCAAGUUUGCCACCAUCCAUGAAGUCGGAGAUCAAUCUGUUUUCCAACGCAUGCGUCAAAGAAGCAUUGAUAUGGCUACAGCCGCGUGGUGUGGAAUGCUCGGGGUCAGGACUCUAGUAGCUCGUUCCUUCCUCAGCCCCCGAGUGUGCGGAGAUUUCGACCUUGCGCCCUCCACAUUUGCCCUCGGUUUGAAUGGCAGCCACUGUCAUAUUUUCUACUUUUACGAGCAGGACAUCGACAUUUCAAGUCGAGUCACGACACCCAAUGGCCUGACAGUUCAACGUGCUCAACGUAUGGUGCUGCUUAGCGCGGAACGGAAGAAGCUGGUCUGUGCGGUUAGGGCAACGGGAAACGACACAAUGGACGUCGAUUAUGAUGCAAUCACCCCACCAGCCACAAACCCUUGUCCGAGACUAGUCGGAAGGACAUCUGGACACCUACAUGACCUCUACACUAGCCAUGACGUCGGCAAACUGGAACUACAAAUCACUCUUUAUUAUCUUCCGCGGACGCUCCCCGAGGCGAUCCCCACCUCAACCCCCCUUUUGAAGACGGUCGUAACGAACUGA
Molecule: messenger RNA, 1587 nt
Organism: Laccaria bicolor S238N-H82
Lineage: Eukaryota; Fungi; Basidiomycota; Agaricomycetes; Agaricales; Hydnangiaceae
Exons: 12
Coding region: 1-1587 (528 amino acids)
Source: RefSeq, a predicted model, not a curated record